Molecule: messenger RNA, 1302 nt
Organism: Ipomoea nil (Japanese morning glory)
Lineage: Eukaryota; Viridiplantae; Streptophyta; Magnoliopsida; Solanales; Convolvulaceae
Product: AT-hook motif nuclear-localized protein 23-like
Exons: 1
Coding region: 259-996 (245 amino acids)
Cellular component (GO): nucleus
Molecular function (GO): minor groove of adenine-thymine-rich DNA binding; DNA-binding transcription factor activity
Source: RefSeq, a predicted model, not a curated record
AGGUGAGAGAAAUGACUGCAUUUUGGUGUCCUUGUCUCCUUCUCUUUCCCUUCCCUCUCUCUCUCUCUCUUUCUUCUUCUUCCUUUCUUCCUUCCCUUUCUCUGCACUCAAAUCCCCAGCCACACAAGUAAUCUAGGGUUCUUAGCUCCUUUUUCCAAUAAAUAUUUCCAUUUUCUCCCCCACUAGUCUAAACAAAUAUAUAUAAUCUUUUUAAAACAAUUUUUUUGGUUGGGUUUUUAAUUUCUUGAUGUUGUUGGCAUGGCGGGUUUAGAUUUAAGCGCUGCGUCUUAUGUUCAUCACCAGCUUCACCACCCAGACUUCAACCUGCAAACCCUGCCGGAAAGUAAAGAUGACGGCGGCGGCGGCGGAGGGGGAGAUAUUGUGCCGCGGCGGCCGAGGGGAAGGCCGGCGGGGUCCAAGAAUAAGGCGAAGCCGCCGGUGAUAAUCACGAGGGAGAGCGCUAAUACGCUCCGAGCUCACAUCUUGGAGGUGGGGAGUGGGUGCGACGUGUUCGACUGCGUGGCGGGGUAUGCGCGGCGGCGGCAGCGCGGGAUCUGCGUGCUGAGCGGCAGCGGGACGGUGACGAACGUGACGCUGCGGCAGCCGACGGCGGCGGGGUCGGUGGUGACGCUGCAUGGGAGGUUUGAGAUACUGUCGCUCUCCGGCUCGUUCUUGCCGCCGCCAGCGCCGCCGGGGGCCACCAGCCUCACUAUUUUCCUGGCCGGCGGGCAAGGGCAUUUGGUCGGCGGGAGUGUCGUCGGCGAGUUAACGGCCGCCGGCCCCGUCAUCGUUAUCGCCGCCUCCUUCACCAAUGUUGCCUACGAAAGACUGCCGUUAGAGGAGGACGAAACCUCUAACGUCGACAACGGCGGCGGCGGCGGAGGCGCAGCCUCCGCCGCCGGAGGUGCCGUCUAUAACAACCCAUUUCCCGACCCUUCCACCGGCCUUCCCUUCUUCAAUCUCCCUAUGCCUAAUAUGCCACCCUUCGGAGUGUAACAAAUAACCGUUGAAGAAUCUCCGGCAAGAAAUAGGAAUCUCAGCUCCAAUAUUCAUAUCUUCAGGUCAGAAAGUUCAUCAGUAACGUGCACCAUAUUCAUCACCAUCAUCUUCUCUCUCUCUCUCUUUUUCAUUUUUUUUGGGUUUUUUGUAACUGUUUUGUGUUUCGGUUUUGUAAUUCUUAAUUUCAACUUCUGGAAAUAGUGGUAGCUGCAGUGUUCUUUAUGGGACUUUCUCUUUAAGGAAAUGGUUUGAACAUUCAACUCCAAAUGGAAAUGCUACUGUACAUUAAUUAUUCAAUUUCCA